Messenger RNA from Xenopus tropicalis (tropical clawed frog), 5687 nucleotides. RefSeq lists its product as uncharacterized. The record is from RefSeq and is a predicted model, not a curated record. The transcript is spliced from 5 exons. Lineage: Eukaryota; Metazoa; Chordata; Amphibia; Anura; Pipidae. Bases 398 to 1297 code for a protein of 299 amino acids.
CAACUUUCCCUUUGCUACAAGGCAGAGAGCAGUGUGUGAGUGUGUGUGUGAGCGAGAGGGAGCGUGUGUGAGUUUGGGGGUGCAGGGACGGGAGCCUGGGACCCCAACCAAUCCCUAGCAACGGAGAAUAAGCCCUUGGCCCCCCCCCCCCCACAACAGAUUUAAAGUGAAACUUUACAAAUUUCUGCAAGAUUUUGGCUCAGCUUUGCCUUUAACAGGAGCUUUUUUUUUUUUAUUUUUAUUAUUUUGAUUUUCUUCGAUUUGCCUAAAACUCCUGAAAUUCUGUCAUUCGGCCCCAUUUUCCAACCCGAGUCUGUGUGCGAGUGUGAGUGUGAGUGUGCGCGUGUGUUGGUGCAAAUGCCUGUUUAACCCUUUCACUGCCGGUGGGAUUUAUACAAUGCUGAAGGUUCUGACCAAGAAGCUGAAGAACCAGAGCCUGAGCGAGAUCCAGCCCUACCAGCGAAAGAUCCCAUAUUCCCCCAGUGAUGAGGACGACAGUGAUGAUUCUGAAGGUGAAAAUCAGGAACUCGCUCAGAUAGACAAAGGAAUCGGCCGAGCAGCACACACAUACACAGAUGUAUUGGGGUGCGAUCGAUUGCCCCGAUCUGACGAUGCUGUUUGUGUGUUCCCAUCAGAGAGAAGACGCAGUUGUAUCCUGACCCCAUUGGCCACAAACCAGCUGCAGAACCAGGAGAACCAGUGCUGUAAGGUGCGGGCGUUAUUCCCGGGACUGGACCGGCACAGCUCGGAGGAGGAGCUGGAGCGGAUCAGCAGGGAAUUUGCCGCAGAGAAACGCAAGUGGUCCCAGGUGAGCAGGCUGAGCUGCCAUACGGACAACACGUCGUCCAGCGACGAGGAGGUGAAGCACCUGUGCGGGGUGGCCUUCCGGCCGGGGGAGCAGGCCGACUCCCUGCGGGGCACCUCCAGCCCGGUCCUGUUCAGCGCCUCCCCGCCCAAGAGACUGCAGCCCCCCGCCCGGAACCCGGCCCCUCGCCCCCUCAUAUUCACCAGCCUGGGCUCCGGGUUUGAGCAGGCGAUGCCGUGCAAAAGGCACAGACAGGGCUGCGGAGACAAGAUCGGCCGACCCAGCCUGGACUUGGAAAAGAUGCAACAGAAAAUGCUGUUGAAGAGGAACUGCAACUCAAAGAGCAGAGUUAUAAAGAUACGGAGUAUCGGCGGUGGCCGUCAGCCUCCACAUUACGUCUACGACCCGGCUAUGUUCGCUUUCCGCUCCCUCAGCACCGUGAAGCCCAUCAGCCCAUUAGUCCCCAUUGAAGAACCAUCACGUGCCUACUAACGACGAAUGACGUUCUAAACUCAGGACCGUAACAGACUGACCUGUCCGCCUUCAGCACAAAAAGAAAAAAAACAGCAACAAAAAAAACAAAACCUGCCGCUAUGAAGCAAUAAGGACUUUUCUGCAGACUCUUUUUUUUCUGUGUUUUUAUCCCAAUACCAGCACUUGGUAUUUUGCUAAGAGAAAAAGGAAAUAGUUCAUGUAGAACCAAGAACGUGCAUGCUUUUUUUAUUGAUGCCAAGGAAGCAGAAGAAGAAGGAGGAACGAGGGGAUUCAGGUAGAAGAACAGAGGUCUCCUUAGGUAGAGCUUGGAAGAGGUUCUCCAUCAUAUUGUAGUGGGAGGACAUAUUUUAGACCUAGUUCUACUUAGUUGGAGUAUAUAUUUUUUCAACAACCAACUGAGAUCAACAACGUAAUGAAAACAUAUAUUUGAUGGUUCUCCUUGUUUGUAAGAUGAGGGUCCACUUUUGAAGUAAGUGUUGGAAACUAAAGAGAGAUGUAUUUUUGAAGUUGUGGCUUCAGAGCAGGUCAAUGUGCCUGGAGAUGAUCCAUAUGCUCCAGAUGUACAGUGGCCAAUGACUGGGUGACAUUUUAUUGUAAGUGUUAUGAGUAGCUGCUUCUCCUCAGAGUUACUAAGUACUCCUAAAUUGGAGAAACACUUUAUUCUGACACUUAGAAUAACACCAUGCUUAGUAAAACUUAUGAUGCUCAGAUAGAUCAAUGGGAAGGGAUGUUGACUUUCCAUUCUGGGGUUCUAGAUCCCCAGUUCCUCCAUGUGCCUUUUUAGAAACAUCUUUCCGUUUUUUCAAGAGGAGUGUUCUAGACCAUGCUAGAACUCGUUCCCUCUUUGUAAGAGUCUAGUCAAAAGAAAGACAUCUACCAUGAUGCAAUAAACUUGGCCUAGAACAGAUGGAAAUACCCAAAUUAUUAUUACUUAGAUUUUUCCCAAAAAGUAUUAAUUAUUCUGUCUUGAGGUAAGAUUGGAUAUGACAUUUCUGCUUAUUCAGCAACUUGUAGGUGUCGCCCUAUGAUAUCUGCUUUGGAUUCUUAGCUGAUUAGUAGCCUCAUGAAGGCCUCGUGGUCCGUCAACCAUGGACUAGACUAGACUGCUGACUAGAAAGCCAAGCAACACGUGUUGAAGCAAGAGAGAGAUAAGUAUUGUAGCACGGGAGGUGUUUCUAUAGUGUAGAUUGGGAAUAGGGGGUUAUCUACAUACACAAACCCUAUUCUGCCAUGAAUAAAUGCUCAUUUAGGGGAGUGACAAAGCUGGGAGUAGGUGCUGGUCACUUUAUACUUCCAACUUAUUCUUCUUCAAUGAAGCUUUAUGGAACACCAACCACACAUAAUGCUUGGUUGGUUUCAUAGUUAGAAAGCAAACAGAUUCUUAGGUUCAUCAAGGACCCGUGAUACUGAGGAACAGACUUGAUUUUCAAGCAGUAAGGAAUUGGACUGGUCUUCCAUCAGUUCAUGCUCAGCAAUGUAUAAGAGAUUUCAUGUUUGGUCAGUGCCUUGCCUGAACAACUACUUUUGAAACCAAAGAGAUAAUUGAACCCAAAGUAUGACCAUGCCCUUAAAAGCACAAUAUCAGAUACAAAGAGAACCUUAAUACUACAGGCUUCUGUGUUUGUAAGUUGAGGAUUAAACAGAUUGCUGCUUCUGUGUUCCUUAAUCCCAUUGCUGAAUAAGCAAGAGUGAUCAUACCAAAGUAUUAAGGCUCUUCAAGAUGCAGUUGUUGCCUUGUCCUACAACAUAUGCAAGCUACAAUUCAAAAGAGCCUCGAUUUUUGUAGUACUCAAGACCGGUUCCAUUGUUAAGGCUUUUGAACUACUCAGGACCAGCCCCAUUCUCAAGACUCUUGUAGUACCCAAGACCAGGUCUGUUCUCAAGACUCUUGUAGUACACAAGACCAGGUCUAUUCUCAAGACUCUUGUAGUACUCAAGACCAGGUCUAUUUUCAAGAGUCUUGUAGUACCCAAGACCAGGUCUGUUCUCAAGACUCUUGUAGUACCCAAGACCAGGUCUGUUCUCAAGACUCUUGUAGUACUCAAGACCAGGUCUCUUCUCAAGACUCUUGUAGUACUCAAGACCAGGUCUCUUCUCAAGACUCUUGUAGUACUCAAGACCAGGUCUAUUCUCAAGACUCUUGUAGUACCCAAGACCAGGUCUAUUCUCAAGACUCUUGUAGUACCCAAGACCAGGUCUGUUCUCAAGACUCUUGUAGUACCCAAGACCAGGUCUAUUCUCAAGACUCUUGUAGUACUCAAGACCAGGUCUCUUCUCAAGACUUUUGUAGUACUCAAGACCAGGUCUCUUCUCAAGACUCUUGUAGUACUCAAGACCAGGUCUCUUUUCAAGACUCUUGUAGUACUCAAGACUAAUGACUCAUGACCACAUCUUUUGUGCUAUUGCGCUUGGUCUUGUCCAAGACCACAAUAUACACUGAAGAGACAAUUCUCCGUCCCCCCCCAAAAAACUCUCUAAUAUCUUCAGAUCUUAGUUCACUUAUGAAGACAAGGUUCUUGUCUUUUUACCCUUUAAUAAGUAAGCACAUGGUCUUGCUAGGCCUCAUUACCUACUUGUAAUAGGUGGGCUUGACCCUAACCCCCCACCGUCCCGCAUCAUAAUGGAAAAGUUUCAUGUGAAAAAAAAUCUGAUCUUUUGAAUGUAUCGGAUAGCUACAAAAAACUAUUUUUAUACACAUAUUUUUGUAAUAGAGGAACAUUAUUUGUCUAAGAGCUACAUCUUUUUUUUCUAGUAUAACAGCGACUAAAGUGUAGAUAACCACUUCUUUCUUCUAUGCGAAAGGCUUCAUUACGAGCUCCGUUGAGAGGCCUUCCGUCGCGUUCCUCACUUGCAUUGUGCCUCUACGAUAAUUCAGAAUAAAAAAUAAACCAAGUGCCACUUAUUAGGUCACAUGUAGAGGGGAGGCCGCUUAGCUCUGUGUGUGACUUUGCUAUUAAGGAUAUGAAAGUAUGUGAUCUUGGAGGAUGAGUGCCGCCAUCUUGUCAAGCAGAAAAGAAAGGUCUUGACAGUGAAGUUAGAAGAAGGUUGGUGGCAUCAAGACUAAACAUUGAUGAACGGCGUCAACCAAUGGUGCAAAUGCCAAUGUGACCAUCAUAGUUGGUAUUAUCUGCCCUCACAGGUUCUAUUAUACCCGGCUCCGUAGGGUUGUACUAUAACUAUGGCCCACAAGUUGCUCUGCUCAACUACAGGUGAACUCAGUGAGAUGUACUUUUCCCAUCGCAUCUACCAAAUAGUGCAAAAUUCCAUCUAUAUUAUCACUUGUACAGAGGCACACGUGUGGCCCAAUUGGCCACUGAAAUCACUGACUGUAUUUGUUUAUUAUGGGCUAAAUGUGCCAAUGCCUUCCCACCCCAGCCUGGGCAGCCCUGCAUGGCUACAUGCAAAAUGCUAACUUGGACUUAUGUGAAUGCAUUGGGGCAGAUAGCAGCCGAGUGGGAAUGCUUGGGGGCAGACAGAAGCCGAGUGGGAAUGCAAUGGGGCAGAUAGAAACCGAGUGGGAAUGCAAUGGGGCAGAUAGAAACCGAGUGGGAAUGCAAUGGGGCAGAUAGAAGCCGAGUGGGAAUGCAAUGGGGCAGAUAGAAGCCGAGUGGGAAUGCAAUGGGGCAGAUAGGAGCCGAGUGGGAAUGCAAUGGGGCAGAUACAAGCCGAGUGGGAAUGCAAUGGGGCAGAUAGGAGCCGAGUGGGAAUGCAAUGGGGCAGAUAGAAGCCGAGUGGGAAUGCAAUGGGGCAGAUAGAAGACGAGUGGGAAUGCAUUGGGGCAGAUGGCAGCCGAGUGGGAAUGCAUUGGGGCAGAUAGAAGCCAAGUGGGAAUGCAUUGGGGCAGAUGGCAGCCGAGUGGGAAUGCAUUGGGGCAGAUGGCAGCCGAGUGGGAAUGCAAUGGGGCAGAUAGAAGCCGAGUGGGAAUGCAAUGGGGCAGAUGGCAGCCGAGUGGGAAUGCACUGGGGCAGAUAGAAGCCGAGUGGGAAUGCAAUGGGGCAGAUAGAAGCCGAGUGGGAAUGCAAUGGGGCAGAUGGCAGCCGAGUGGGAAUGCACUGGGGCAGAUGGCAGCCGAGUGGGAAUGCAUUGGGGCAGAUAGAAGCCGAGUGGGAAUGCAAUGGGGCAGAUGGCAGCCGAGUGGGAAUGCACUGGGGCAGAUGGCAGCCGAGUGGGAAUGCAUUGGGGCAGAUGGCAGCCGAGUGGGAAUGCAUUGGGGCAGAUGGCAGCCGAGUGGGAAUGCAUUGGGGCAGAUGGCAGCCGAGUGGGAAUGCAUUGGGGCAGAUGGCAAUGGAUAACGCUACAACCAGUGGCUGAUUUAAUGACACUGAAAGUUUACAGACUUUGUUGUAAGAACGACUGUGAGAUCAGGUUAAUAAAUAUGGUGUCUGUA